Messenger RNA from Melanotaenia boesemani (Boeseman's rainbowfish), 5091 nucleotides. RefSeq names its product zinc finger DHHC-type containing 11 (gene zdhhc11). Bases 239 to 1468 code for a protein of 409 amino acids. The record is from RefSeq and is a predicted model, not a curated record. Gene Ontology annotation, cellular component: Golgi apparatus; endoplasmic reticulum. NCBI's taxonomy places the organism in Eukaryota, Metazoa, Chordata, Actinopteri, Atheriniformes, Melanotaeniidae. The transcript has 11 exons. Gene Ontology annotation, biological process: protein targeting to membrane; peptidyl-L-cysteine S-palmitoylation. Gene Ontology annotation, molecular function: protein-cysteine S-palmitoyltransferase activity.
CAGACCUGCUGAGUUGACUUUUCAACUUCUGACUCACGUCCUUUAGUGACAAGGACAUUAUAGCACUUUUUAAACCAGGAAUAUAAAAUGCCUUUUAUCGUUUCUUCUUAAUGCCGUACGCGUUUCUUAAUGUAAAUAUGUGAACCACCUGCCCGGCUGAUAAAACGUCUGGAGAUUAUGCGGGAAAUCUCUUGCGUUGAACAAAAACAGCCCAUUUUGUGCCGUUGCUCCUCCAAAAAUGAACUGCUUCCGUUGGAGGUUCAGGCGCACGGCUCCUGCGCGUGGCAGCAGCAAAAAUGAGCUUGUCCCUUUCCCUUCCAAGCCUUCAAGGAUCAACGGAUGGUCAUGGCCCCCUCGAGCUUACCAAGUGGCUGGGUGGCUGGUGUACAGCUUCCUCGCUAUAGUCAGCUUUGGUAUCCAUAUCCCUCUUCUGCCUCGGCCAUGGAACCAUGUGGCCUAUACUCUUACAGGCACAUCAUUUAUUGUACAUUUUUUCACCCACAUUGUGACAGUGUCUAUAGACCCGGCAGAUGCCAGCGUGCGGGCCAAAAAGAACUAUUCCAGUCCAUUGCCAUCUUUUGACCGGACAAAGCAGCCACACGUCAUUCAGGAUCUACAUUGCUAUUUAUGUGAUGUUAAGGUUGGUCCCAAAGUAAAACACUGUGGUGUUUGCAACAAGUGUGUGGAAGACUUUGACCACCAUUGCCAGUGGCUGAACACCUGUGUGGGUGGAAGAAACUACCGGUUCUUCUUUAUAGCACUUGUCUCUGCUACCAUUGGUGCAUUUUUGAUCAUUGUCAUCAUCUUGUACAUAUGUAUUCAACAUUUUCUGGAUCCACACAGCCUACGAACAGCACCACAGUUUGACACUAUCCUGGGGAACACUACAUGGCUGGUGUUUCUACCUUUUGCUCCUAUACAGACAAGUUCAGUCGGUCUCCUCAUAUUGGCCUUCACAACGGUCAUGCUGAGCACCAUCUGCCUGCUUCUGCUCUGUCAUCUGCUUGGCUUUCACCUUUACCUGUUUUAUAAAGGCAUAAGCACAUUUGACUAUGUGAAGAGACAGCGCCAAAAAGAGGCCAGAAAUCUGGACACUGAAGAUGAAAAUCCACGUGAUGCAAAAACCCACAAGACUCCACAACGACAAAAAGGAUCAGUUGACUGUGAGCCUGCAUUGUCGCAGAGUUCAAGUUCCUGCAGAUUUGAAAGUGAAGUCCCAUUCACCAGCCCACUCUCAGAGUCCAUAUGCAUAGAGCUCAGCAACUUUAAGAAAUCAGCAGAAAAUGAGAAUACUUUCCAUUAUGGAACAGACAAUCCCACAGAAAAUGAAGCAAGGGAAAUAUCUUUGAAUGCCAUCAAAAACUGGAACCCGGAUGAAGAUGAGCUAUCUCAGAGAGCAAGUGUGAAGUCCUUUCCUGUGGUACAGGACCCUCUGGGGAGCUCAGUUAUGAUUCCAGACGACACUUAACACUUACUGAUCAGGAUAUACUGCUCUCAGGAAAACUUUACAGACCUGGUCAGUUAUUGGGAUGCCUAAAUUGUAAGCACAGAACAAAAAGAAAAUAUCUUCAGAUAUAAAUGUCAAUAAAAAAUAGUUUAAAAUCGUGAUUUAAAAGAUCUGCAACGAUCAAACAACAGAAACUUUUAUACACAAUAUACUCUGAUUACAGUUAUUGGCACACUUUACAAUGACCAUGGAACUGUUUUUGGAGGGAUUUUGAAUCUUUUUCUCCAUCUGUCUCUAGUCUGUAUAAGCUGCUUUAAGCUCGCAGGAGUCCUAUUUCCACCACAAAACAAAAACAGUCUAUAGCAGGGCUACUCAGUUUAGUCCUAUGAGGGCUCUAGUCCCGUAGGUUUUCCGUGUGUCCCUGGUCCAACACAUCUUACUCAAAUUAAAUGUAUCCAACAAGGUCUGAGCAAUGACUCAUUUAAAUUUAAGUCAGGUGUGUUGGAGCAGGGACACAUUGAAAACCUGCAGGACUGUGGCUCUCGUAGGACCGAAUUAAGUAGCCCUGGUCAAUAGCUCUCCAAACAAUUUAAAAUGUAUAUCAGAAUGACAUUGUCCUGCUGAAAUUCCCCAGACCCUCACCACAAACCCAGCUUUCUGAUCAUGGAUACCACUCCUGGUUCUCUUCAGAUUUCAUCAUUCCUUUAAAAUAGUUAUUGACUCAAGAGGCAGCAAAUCACUAUUACCAAACAGCUACUGUGGUUUCCUUUGCCCAUAAAAUACCAUACAAGAAGACAGGAACUUUUCUAUUAAAUUGCCUUCUUUUAUACUUUUCUUUCAAUAGUGGUAUCUUCAGCCUCUGACACUAUCGUCCAGAUUACUCCAGCAUGUCCUUACUCUCUUAGCACUGUCUCCUGAAUGUGUCAAUAUGACACUGAAACCUCUUUAAAUAUUACGAAAGAUCAUAUAGUAAUAAGGAUUUCAAGACAAUUGGCGAUUUCUUUGUAUGUAUAUGAAUUGUUUCCCUUUUUCUGAGAAAUUAAUUCUAAUUAAUCCAAAUGGUGUCAAUAUCUGUGCGUAAACAAGUACAUUUUGUUUGUACUUUCAUUUAAUUAUAUGAAAGUAUUUUAAAUAACUUUAGAGAUUUAAUUAAAUUACUCUGAUUAUACAAAAUACAAAUUUGUAUUUGUUUCUGAAGAUAUUAGGAAUUUUGAAUUUGUAAUUCAUGGAUUGUUAGUGACUCUGAUCAGCAGAGUGUGUGUGUCUAAAAUGUCAAAAUGUUUGAUGAAACUGGAACACAAUUAUUUUCAGUUGGACAAGGAAGUCUUCAAGCUGAUGACACAGUUUCACAUGUCAUCAAACUCCAGACUGUGGACAUUAUGUAAACCACAUGAAUAACUGGAACGUUGUUGGGUUUUGUUUCCCUUUGUUUGCUCUAGGAUAUUUUUUCUUCACUCCUGGGAAGAUAUGCUAAAUAUUGAAAGCAUUGUUUUACUUCAGUAACAUAUAAAAGGAUCGAAAAAUAUCCAACUUCCAGUCCAAACUUUAUCCCACUGUUUAAAUAUGGAUACAUUUCAGCAUGUUCUUGAAAAUCACAUCGAAUUGAAGGUUUGGUUCAUUUUGUAGAUACUGUAACAUUUGAUGAACUUAUUAGUUGUUGGUUUUUAUUCUUCUUUUUCUUUUAUUGUUUUAAUUACCAAAGUUAUAACCCUAUGAGGACAAAUUCUUUGUUUCAUUAAAGCAAUGGAACUAAAACUAAUGACCAUGUUCAGAAAGUACAUUAUUUUAAUUUGACUAAAGAGUAUAAAUAUUGAAUUGGCCCUUUAUUUUCAUUUCUUGUGUUUUACUCACUCAGUCACAAGGUUGCGCUGAGAGAAAGCUUAAAUCACCCACCCUCCAGCCUCUAUAUAUGUGCCUGUGGUUAAUGUCCAUAAUAUAAGCCACAACUUUUGGGAUCCAUUUUGCUUUUAUUACAUGAAAAUCCUUACAUCAGCUUCAGCUUUGAUAGUAGCUAAAAUUUACAUUUGGCAUGGGAUUUAUUUAUACCAUACAAAACAAAAAUGCUGCCACUUGGAUAAUGCAAGUUGGGACUUUUAAAGCUGUGGAUAUUUAUCAGCUCUAGUACCCAUUAUGCAAGUGAAAGUAAGAUUGAUGUAUGACUUCUGGUGACAUUAUCAUGUCAAAGGAUUAUCAGCUGCAGACUAGGUAGGGUAACAGGAAGUUGCUGGAACAGAAUAAGGACACUAGGGUAAAGUUAAUUUAAAAUAAAUGAACAAAAGAUAAGGAACUCUCUUUUUUUAAGCUUUGGCUGCAGAGUAAUACAAGUUGAGGAGAACGCAGGUUAGAUGGAGAUUUAUCUGAAGCCUAAUUUAAAACUACACAAACUGCAGAGAAAAAACUAUUAAAAAUAAAAUAAAUUUGUGGUUUAUUUGUAAUUCCUUAAGUGAUUUUUACUGUUGAAUCUCAAUCUCAUGGACAGGACUGCACCAGAAAAUGUUACUCAUCUCUGUUAGCUGGUUUUAAUCAAACUACCUUGAGUGGAGCUCGUGAAGUUUGACAACAAAAAUGUUUGACAAACAUAAAUCUUUUGACAAUGCCCAGCGUAGUCAAGGUCAGAUAUACUUUCUUUCUUACCUCUUGUAAUGAAGUAGCACAUUCCAGUUUUGAACAAUGUUACCUUCCAGUGUCAGUCAUCCAGCGUCUUAAAUUAGCUAUUCACAUCUCUACACCAGCAGCUUAUUUAGCUUUUCAUGCACAAUAUUAUAGACAUGUUAUUUGGUGGUCUUGGAUAACAACUUAACAAGUGGUGUUUUAGCAGACCACACUGAGCUAGCUUCCAUUUAAGUUUUCAGUUCAACAUGAAGGUAGCAAACCCAUCAAUGUUUACUGUUACUAUUCUGCGAUGUCUCUGUCUUCAGUGAUAUUUUUUGGAUUGUCAUUCUUUUUACAAACACUUCAUGUUUGUUGCCUCUCCUGUUUGUAUAGUACAGGACAACUCUCUGUUGAAUGUGUUCUGUUCUCCAGUAGACCAUGAAUAGAGAUUAUUUCUGUAAGUUCAUGUUCUCCAUUUAUCCAUUGUCACAUACAGUUAACCACUAGAGGGCUGUAGCUGCUAACUAAUUGUAGUUUUAAGUUGCUAUGUCAAUAGGGUGUUAUUUAUAUUUAGUUGUUUACAGGUGAAUCCAUUUUGUUGUCUUUGUUUUGCAGUUGUCAUUGUUAGUGUAAUAUGAAACAGUCUUUACUAUGAUUCAGUGUUUUGCCACUUUGUUUCUUUUCUUUGUUUCUCUUCUUCUCAAUUCUGAUUUAGUUUAAGUUUUCCUUACAAAUACAGAAAUAAAAUACUAUACAAAAAAACUAUAUAAACCUUAGAAAAGUUCAUUGGGAAUUUUCUGAUCUGAUAGGAUAUUGUAACAAGUGAUAGAGCAAGUAGGUGAUUUUUCAUGCAAUAGACAUUUUAACUUGUAUGAAAAGUAGUUCAGGUGCUGCUUGGACUUUGAUUACAUUGUAAAUUAAUUCUAAUAUAAUAGAUUCAACACAGUACCUUUGCAGACAUUUGUGCCAGCAUGUUUUUGUACGGAUAAUAACUGUAAAUAGUAAAUGUAAUAAAAAAAAAAUAAUAAAAAACACAUUUUAUUUACACUGAA